AGCGCCCAUGCGAAAUUGUGUUGGGAUGAAUUUAGCACAACGAUCCAACAUUACUCGUAGUUUAAGGAUUAUUUUUAAACGAAAUAAAUAUCUUAACAUACGGUACAUUGAGGACAGAUAUAUUUCUUCACAAGUUACCAAGAUAGAAGAACAAACAUCUGAGUGUAAAGUCACAAAUGAUGUUUGUAAAGAAAAUGACAUAUAUGGCAUUAAUGCAUUUUAUGAAUCACUUCAGCCUCGGGUAAAUCCAGAGGUGUCCCUCAAAACAGAACAGUUGGCAAUAAAAUACAACAUUCCCAAUAUUCUCCGUAAGAAAAAAUAUGACACAGUUCAAGUGCUGUAUGGAUUUGUUCGCUUAGAUCCAGGUGUUUCAAAUAAGUUUGUAACAAGCCAGUCUUCUGAUGAAAAUGAAUCAUACAACGUUAAAACAAAGCGACAAAGAAGAAAGGAGAAAAAUGUUAAUGCUUCAAAUACUGACAGCAUGCGAAUGGAUAUCAAUAUGGAUUCUCGUUCAAUAGUCCAAGAUGUUUCAACACAAGAUUUUCACUCAGCAGACAAUAAGGGUGAUAUCCUACAAAAUUUCUCAUUAAAUUUAAAAAAUCCUAGAUUACAGCCAACUAGACAAGACAUUACUGUGACAUCAAGAAGAGAAAACAGAGAUUAUGAAAUGGAACAUCAUACCAAAAUUAAAUCUAAAAGAAAAACUGCUAGUGAAGAGAAUAGAUUUUCUCAUGAUACUGAUCAAAAUUCCUUUAAUUCUUCUUUAAACCGAGAGAUGGACAAACAAACAAAGAUGUCUAACAACACAUCUUCCACAGUUGAGACACAAUAUUUUCCCUAUUUAUUAAAGCAGGAGUCUGAGGAGAGCACACUGGAAAACUCUGAUCUUAAAGCUAAGUCUGUGACUGAAGAGAGCCGUGAUAACUUUAUAGAUCAACAAUAUUUUGACACUGCACAUCAAUCAAAUAUUUCAGAUCACAGUCAUGACAGUGCAAACAAAAAAUCUGAAUCUUUUAGUGAAACUCAAAGUAACAUUAUAGAUCAGCAAUAUUUUGAUUAUGCACUGAAGCAUGAAAGUGCUAGAGAUGGCUUAAAUGAAAAUACCAACAUUAAACCAGAUAUAUUAUCUGAUCCUCAAUUUAGAGAAGAUGAACAAGAAAAUAAUAAGUUAUCGCCUGUUUCACUAGAAGAAAUUGAUUAUAACCAACUAAAUGAUCAUGAAACUUCAAUUGAAAGUCAAUAUUUCAAUAAUUUACAUACAACAGAAAAGACAAACAAUAAGAACCAGCCAGAAGUAGAAAAUAGAAACUCAAAUGAUAUAAAACAAAGUAAAAUUACUCUUGAUUUAACCACAGAACAUCAAAAGUCAUCUGCUUAUAAUCGUAAGCAAACCGUCUCUUCAAGAAAAGUGCAUGAGGAGAAAAGUCUCUCUACAGCUGAGGAAGCUGCCAGAAAAAUAAGAGAUGAGCUUGAAGAUAAAUCUAUAUUAUCUAAAGAACCAACAGAACCAACAGAACCAAUAAGAAAGAAGAUGAGGCAAAACAAAGAAAUGAUGGAACAGUUACACAAUAUGACCUCUACAGAGGUCGUUGGCAAGCUUUAUCAUAGUAUUGUGUAUGACAGAGAUGAUGUAAUAGCCAUCAGUAAACCCUAUGGAAUGCCUUGUGUUGACGGCCCUGGAGGUCAUUUGACUAUACAGAACUGUUUAGAAAAGUUAAAGAACCAUGUUGACCCAGAACUGAAGAAGCUCCACCUUAUAACACACCUAGACAGAGAUUCAACAGGGAUUAUCUUGUUAGCAAAAACAGAAAUGAUGGCCUACAGAUUAACAGAAGCUUAUAAGAAAAAUGAGGUGAUAAAGAAAUUCUUUGUUUUGACCAAAGGCAUCCCUCAGCCUGAAGAAGGUGUGAUAGACAUACCAGUGGCAGAGGGCAAGAUCGAUGGAAAAUAUAGGAUGGUUCUGAAACCAGAAGGAUUCAAUAGAUCUAAAGGAACAUUCAAAGCAGUAACUCAGUAUAAAGUAUUGGCAACAUCAGGCACAGCUGCUUUAGUAGAAUGUAUUCCCCUGACAAGUGUAAAACAUCAGAUUAGAGCUCACAUGUUCUUUGGACUGAACACACCCAUCCUAGGAGAUCACAAGUAUUCACAUAUAACCAAAAUGGCUCCUCAGAAGAUAUUUCCUGACAUGCUGACUCGUCUGAGGAUACGACAAGCUGAAGUGCGUUACCUACCAUUACAUUUACAUGCCAGGUCCUUAGUUAUUCCAGAAUUCAUGGAAGGCAGAAAUCUCAACGUCACAGCUUAUGUUCCAGACUUCUUUGUUAAUAACAUGAAAAGAUUGAAAUUAGAUUUCAAGAAACAUUUGUAAAGUUAUGAAAAAGAUUCUGAGAAACAGUGAUAAAUUUAUGAAAUAGA
Molecule: messenger RNA, 2415 nt
Organism: Mytilus trossulus (common blue mussel)
Lineage: Eukaryota; Metazoa; Mollusca; Bivalvia; Mytilida; Mytilidae
Product: origin recognition complex subunit 1-like
Exons: 9
Coding region: 8-2368 (786 amino acids)
Biological process (GO): enzyme-directed rRNA pseudouridine synthesis
Molecular function (GO): RNA binding; pseudouridine synthase activity
Source: RefSeq, a predicted model, not a curated record